Molecule: messenger RNA, 576 nt
Organism: Peromyscus leucopus (white-footed mouse)
Lineage: Eukaryota; Metazoa; Chordata; Mammalia; Rodentia; Cricetidae
Product: meiosis-specific protein MEI4-like
Exons: 1
Biological process (GO): meiotic DNA double-strand break formation; DNA recombination; spermatogenesis
Cellular component (GO): lateral element
Source: RefSeq, a predicted model, not a curated record
CGUAGGAAGAUAAUGCUUUUGCAUCUUGCUGUUUCAGGACACGAUGUGUUCCCCCCGUUGCCAGAUCAGGAGCCUACAAGUUCUGAAAAUACAUUGGCUUUGAUGGAUGACUCUGGAUGUGUUUUAUCAAAUGAGCAAAGAAGCGAAUCUGCAGAGUUGUCCCAGCAUGUUGUGGAGAGCUGUAGUCCCCCAUCCCUUCUACCACUGCCUCUUGAGAAAAAGCCGUGCACCACCCUGGAGAAUCCUCCAUCUUGUCACUUGCAGUUCUUGCAACAUCUGCUCGAACUGAAGAAACUGAGAGAAUCCAGUAGUCUGAAAGUGUACCUAACCCACUUUGAAAAAGACUCCUCCACAGUUUCUGAUUCUGUUUCACAGUUGUUAGAUGGCCUGAUCACGUUUUACCGUAACCCGAAACUCCCUUUCUCAAGCUUUUGGACGGAAGCUGUUGCUACAUUAGCUAGACUGGCGAGUGAUUUUAAUUUAUCUAAUCAUAUUCUUAAAAAAUGUUCAAAGAAGUUGGAAGAAUUUGAGAAAACUCUACUUCAGGCUAUUUUAGGGAACAGCAGUAUAAACCGG